Messenger RNA from Caenorhabditis elegans, 1050 nucleotides. It is a transcript of the gene C30G7.3, whose product is annotated as MADF domain-containing protein. The transcript is spliced from 8 exons. The record is from RefSeq and is marked reviewed. NCBI's taxonomy places the organism in Eukaryota, Metazoa, Nematoda, Chromadorea, Rhabditida, Rhabditidae. Bases 100 to 1005 code for a protein of 301 amino acids.
AAUCCGUGAGAUUGAUAAAAUCGAUAAAUUUCAAUUAUUUCUCACUUUUAUACUCGUCAAUACCACAUUUAUUACUCGCCGCUUAUUCACAUUACUCCAAUGAACUGCAGACAAUCAAAGAAAAAUUCUCACAUCUGGGACAACGUCUGUACCGCCGGCACUCGUCGUAAUCCGUAUUACGUCUGCUACGGCACCACCGGCUCCACCACCUCAUCACUGUCAAUUUUGGAAUUUUCACGUGAACAAAUCACCGUAGUGUCGCCACGUGUCAAAUGUCCCCUCAAGCAAAAAAUUGUGGAAAAACCGAAGAAAAGGAAUGUAUAUGUCACGAACUGGGAUCGUGCAGCGGCGGAGCAACCAAAGGCACUUGCCACGUGGAUUUAUCAGCCAUUUGAUAAGAGAAAGUACAACAACCGCACGGCAUCCGACGCCUUCGACGCCUACCAACACCGCCUGAAACUGAAAAAACUGCCCGAGACAAAGCAAAAAGUCACAAAAACCACCAAAAGACAUGUGACUAUCAAUGAAGCGGCGACUCAAGUCAUUCAGGAUGUGUGCCACCUCCAACCGAAAUCCUACCAAAAAAUUCGCAUAUCAAAUUGUCGAAAUGAUGAGGUGAAAAUCGAUAGUUUCUCUGCUAACCGAGUUCCAAAAGACGAUGAUAUUGACGACCUGAACGUGAAUGUUCCAGUUGAAGAUGAUGAUGACGUGGAACUCGAUGACGUCAUCCUUGCUCAAAAUCCGGCGUUUUACGGCACAAUUGAAGCGGAAAAGUGUGCAGAACGAGUUGCCGCACAUCUAUCGAUGGCCUGUGAAAACAUGGAACGUUUGCAAUUUGUGACGGAAGCCGUGUAUCCACAGAGCGCCGCUCAUUUGAAGAAGCUUCAAGAAAUCGAUGAUGACGUCAAGGAUUUCAAUUGUCAGAUGAGACAGCGUCGUGUCAAAGCUUCGAAUCCAGGAGGAACAGUCACAAAAGUUGCACACUUCAUUAUCCACGGCAAUUGAUUUUCCUCGAUUUUUGCGAAUAAAGAAUUUAUUGAUUGGAUUUCC